This is a messenger RNA of Malassezia globosa CBS 7966, 1521 nucleotides long. RefSeq lists its product as uncharacterized. Bases 1 to 1521 code for a protein of 506 amino acids. Gene Ontology annotation, molecular function: ATP binding; tRNA binding; lysine-tRNA ligase activity. Gene Ontology annotation, biological process: lysyl-tRNA aminoacylation. The transcript has a single exon. Gene Ontology annotation, cellular component: cytoplasm; cytosol. Lineage: Eukaryota; Fungi; Basidiomycota; Malasseziomycetes; Malasseziales; Malasseziaceae. The record is from RefSeq and is a predicted model, not a curated record.
AUGAGAUGCGCAGCCGAGCGAUUCAGAAGGCUGCGCGAAACAAGGAACCCGGAUCCGUAUCCGCACAAAUUCCACGUAACACUGAGCUUGACAGACUUUAUUGCGCGUUUCCAAGACAAGGUCGAACCAGGCACACAGCUCGCAGAUGUAGUGUGCGUGGCAGGCCGCUUGCACAACAUGCGUGCAUCUGGGCAAAAGCUGCGUUUCUACGACCUGCACGCUGAGGGCGUCAAGAUCCAAAUCAUGGCACAAAUGCAGGAUCACAGGGAGGGCGACUUCUUCGAGGCGCACGACCUGCUGCGCCGUGGUGACGUCGUCGGUGUCAAGGGUGUGCCGGCCAAGACGAAGAAGGGCGAGUUGUCGAUUGUGCCACAUGCCAUCCAGCUGCUCGCGCCGAACCUCAAGAUGCUGCCAAAGGCAUCUGGCGGUGGCUUUACGGACCAGGAGCAGCGAUACCGCAAGCGGUACUUGGACCUGAUCAUGAAUCAGCAUGUGCGCGACAUUUUCGUGACGCGCGCGCGUACGAUCCAAUACGUGCGUCGGUACCUUGACUCGCUGGGCUUCCUCGAGGUUGAGACGCCUAUGAUGAACCAAAUCGCCGGUGGCGCGAGUGCCAAGCCGUUCAUCACGCACCACAAUGACCUGAAGAUGGACCUUUUCAUGCGUAUUGCGCCUGAGCUGUACCUAAAGGAGCUUGUGGUGGGCGGUCUAGACCGUGUGUACGAGGUGGGCCGUGUCUUCCGCAACGAGUCGAUCGACCAGACGCACAACCCAGAGUUCACCACUUGUGAGUUCUAUAUGGCGUAUGCCGACAUGUACGACCUCAUGGACAUCACAGAGAGCAUGGUGUCGGGCCUUGUCAAGGCCGUCACAGGUGGCUACAAGGUGACGUACCACCCCGAUGGCAAGGAGGACCCGAACGGACGUGUGUACGAAAUUGACUUCUCCACACCCUGGAAGCGAUUUGAGAUGAUCCCUGAGCUUGAGAAGCAGCUGCAGGUCAAGUUCCCGCCGGCCGAUCAGCUGCACACCGAGGAGGCACGUCAGUGGCUCAGUGACCUGUGUGCAAAGAACAACGUCGACUGCAGCGAGCCACGCACCGCGAACCGUCUGAUUGACAAGCUCGUUGGCGAGUACAUCGAGUCGCAGUGUGUGAACCCGUCGUUCAUCAUCGGACAUCCCCAAAUCAUGUCGCCCCUCGCGAAGCGCCAUCGCGACAUCCCUGGUUUGUGUGAGCGUUUCGAGGCCUUCGUUGCUACGAAGGAAAUCGCCAAUGCAUACACGGAGCUGAAUGACCCAUGGGUCCAGCGCGAAAACUUUGAGGAGCAGGCACGGCAAAAGGAUGCUGGUGAUGACGAGGCGCAGGCCGUCGACCAUGUCUUCCUUGAUGCCUUGGAGCAUGGUCUGCCGCCCACAGGUGGUUGGGGUAUGGGUAUUGACCGUCUUGUCAUGUUCCUUACGGACUCGAACACGAUCAAGGAGGUGCUGGCCUUCCCAGCCAACAAGCCGGAGCAGUCGUAA